AACACCGAUAGAGAUUUAUCUUCCCCAUUGUAAGAGAUUGUUAAAACGAAGUGGAAUCGUAGCGAAGGGAUCCCAUGGUUUCCUCGAAUCCGACGGGGACAUACAAAUGAUACAAACCGGCGCGUUCUGUUUGUGAAGGACUGAACGAGUGUGCAGUGUUUCGGUAGUGUUGUGGAAAAGAACGAAUAGUUGGAUCCAAAAACGCACGACAUUCUGCGUGUUCUGCGGUAAAAGUGAAGCAUGAUGGCCACCAGGAGGCCCAGAGUGAAGGUGGCCGCCAAUCUUAGCAUACGCCGGCCAACAAAAACGAAUCCCAGUGCCAGUCAGAUAGACAUCGAGCUUCCGCACGCGGCUGGCAAUGACAAGCGUUUGGUUGAAGAAAAUGUUAGGGCGUCCGGUCGUGAUCCUGCUGAUGUCGAACAAUCGGACGGGAUUGCCCCUUCCAAGCAGGGCGAUAAUGUGGUCGAGAACGAGAAACAAAACGAUACGAAGCAGCACUUCAAGCUUCCAAGACCGGUCGAUAACAACGCCAAGGGCGUAUCUUCGCUAGGCGUGAUGCACGAAACUGCCUUUCUAGGAAACAUCAAUAGCGGCAAUAAUGAGGACCCAAUGUCUCCCCGAAGACAGGAAAUACGCAGCGCUGGGUUUUCGAUACCGUUCGCCCGAAAGAGAAUUCGCACCGAAUCGCUGACCUCCAACAAAUCGCUACCGGACGGUGUGACAGUGAAUAAAGUGGCACGAAAGAUCGCGACGAAGCAGGAAGAAACACAGAGAACUCUCGAAAACAAGAAGGAAAUAAGGAAACGGCUGACAAACAUCGAGAAUGUUGUCGACAAACAGAACCUUACCAUGUUCGACAUGAUCUAUUACAACCCGGUCAACAAUCCGAUGGUGGCACCGUCAACGCUUACCAAGCGUUCUUCGGUGGAGAAUCUUCCCAAAUCGGUCGACGGAAGCAAGCGCGAAGGAACGCGUAGUCGCAGUGUGAGCAAGUCACGAUCUCCCACGCCGGUGCCAUCAACUGCGCAGCCACCGAAAGCUGUACCGCAACUUACUCCGCAGCUGAAGCUCGGUCCGAACGGGGAAAUGAUACUGGAUGAGGCGAGUCUAGUGAUUGAAAAUGAGCGCGAAAAGGAGAUCCGCGAAACACUUGCAAACACGGACAUAGUGUAUCAGGACGAGUUUAGUGGCAAUUCUGGCUACUACACCCGCAUAAAGCGAACGCAGGGCUGGAGUGAUGAGGAAACGAUACGCUUUUACCGCUGCCUACAUACGAUUGGCACUGAUUUCUCGAUGAUGCUAAGCCUAUUUCCCCAUCGCACCAGACGUGAUAUGAAACUCAAGUUUAAAAAAGAGGAACGCCACAACUUGCAACUUAUCAAUAAGGCACUUCAACAUCCAAAGCUUUUCAACAUUGCCGAGUUGCGCCAACAGUUCGCUGAAGAGGAUGAAGAACUCGAACGGAAGAAGGCAGAGAAGCGGCAAUUACUUGAACACGAGGCACAAAAACGACGAAAUGAGCAGUUGCAGCGCAAAUUGUUACUGAACGAAUCGAAAACUCGCAAUCCAAAGAAGAUAGUUAGCCGUUCUCAACGCUCCCUUACAGAUACGCACGAACAGUUGGCUGACAGCGAACCACCGGCACCAUCAUCACCAUCAUCCCCACCUGUGCCAGUGUCUUCUGCACUACCAGUUUCCCCAGCCCGACCAGCUUCAUCACCCGUCCCACCAUCUGGGUUACAGUCACCACCGCCAACAUCACCGCCUGCACUAGCAGUAUCAUCCCCAGUAACACCAUUGUCUUGCCCUAAACGGAGCCCACGGAUACGCAAAAAGUCACGCAAAGCACUGGAGACCAGCGUUGCGGCAGAUUCCGACAGCAGUCAAGACCCAAGCGUAGUAUCACAGCCUUACAUCCCGAACGGCACCGUAGUUGAUUCGCCAAACAUCGAUACUAACCUUUCACACUGCGAGCAAGUAGAAGAAAUAUGUAACCCGCCGCCCACUGUGGACGUUGAGCAAUCGUCAUUGUUGCUGGAACUCGAAUCCGAUUCAGCAUCUGUGAUAACGCUGCAAAAUCUUGACGAUCAGAGCCGCACAACUCGUCGUCGCCGUAAAGACUCCCGAACCACGGUGCCUAUACAACUACCACCUGCCGCAGUAAAAUACGAAUCAGACGUGGAUCUCGUUUAUCUAACUGCGCCAGGCGAUAGUGUGGCGGUAGCCAGGCCCAUAAAAACGAAUACCUUUAUAAAAGAGAUGUGCGCCGACGAUCAACUGCCCAGCGGUGGUCUAGAGAAUGCUUUCAAUAUAGUUACCAUACGUUCGGAACAUUCCGCGGCAUCAGUAGGUAAUGAUGAAGGCACUGUUUCUGGCACAGCACAAACGGCCAGGGCAACACACCCCGAGAAUGAUAUUAAUCCAGCAACGCAGGAGUCGGUGUCGGAACAUACGAUCACUGUGAAAAGUGUCGAGUUUGAUGUGUGUGACGAAACACCCGAUUGCGCUGGAGAGGACGAAACAGUUGGCAAGACUGGUGGCGCAGACCCAGGAAGCUUAUUUUUGCUGGAAACCCAAUCAUCGCACGGCGAGUGCAUUGUGACGAGUGCAGAAGGUUCAUCGUUUUCAAGGCAUAUGCCAUCAGAGAGUAAACCUGCAUCCAGCAAUAGGGCCGAGAAGGAAGCAACAAAUGGAGCAGAAGCCGACAAUGAUGAGGAUGGUGGUUUUUCGCUUGAAGACAUUGACAUCAAUUCGCUGGUGUUGGUAGAAAGUCAGGAUGCUAACGAACCAAACAAAACUAUCUACGAGAUUUACGUAUCAGCACCGGAAACUGGACAACUGAGUGAGAAGCCGCUCGAUGUUCCACCAGAUGUAAUCGAAAACAUACGCCUCAUAUUGGAGGCCGGUGAUGCUAGCAGUGAUGCUGGCGGUUGAAUGAAAAUCGCUAGAGUCGAUGGAACCUUCUUCCUUUAUUCUUACGUUCCCUGCUUCUGCACGAGGCAGGUAUCAUCUAUUUAUAAAACUUUACAGUGCGUGACACGGACAGUUGAUGCAGUAAGUUUUUUUUUCUUAGAAGAACGGACUGGACUGUAUUUAUGAUAUAGUAAGCAUAACAAUAAAAAAAUAACAGAAACUUUGAAAACUUUCUUUACUUACACGUCGUACAACGUCGUACA
Anopheles bellator is the source of this 3176-nucleotide messenger RNA. RefSeq lists its product as uncharacterized. Gene Ontology annotation, biological process: RNA polymerase III preinitiation complex assembly. The record is from RefSeq and is a predicted model, not a curated record. The coding region runs from base 241 to 2934 and encodes 897 amino acids. Lineage: Eukaryota; Metazoa; Arthropoda; Insecta; Diptera; Culicidae. Gene Ontology annotation, cellular component: transcription factor TFIIIB complex. Gene Ontology annotation, molecular function: TFIIIC-class transcription factor complex binding. The transcript is spliced from 5 exons.